Molecule: messenger RNA, 762 nt
Organism: Effrenium voratum
Lineage: Eukaryota; Dinophyceae; Suessiales; Symbiodiniaceae
Source: the annotation of a GenBank genome assembly
AUGUCCAUGCAUAUAGCAAAUGUUGACCGCAAGCGUGCUUGGGCUCAAGCCUUGAUAUCGAACUUCCAUCCAUUUAAAGCCAUGCUGUUGCAGGACAUGGCAAUGGGCAUGGUGUUGCUGCAAAGCGGCUUGCACUUGGAAACUCCUCCGGUGAUUCGGCCCGAGCAAAUUGCAGAUGCACAGUACUGGGCCUAUGGUGAGGGAAGCUAUGUCGACGUCAUUCCGAGCUGCAACGCCGCCCGUGCUACCGGGAACAUGUCCUGGUUCAGCCAAACCUGGACUGGGUCCUUCGUUGCUUUGGAGGGCGGCCCCGCCUACAGCGACCCCGCGAUCAAGACACUCGACGGCGUCGUCGCGUUCGACGCAGAGUACUGCGCGCUGAGCGGGUUUCUCGAUCUGCCGAACAAGGAGCAGCUACUGAACAGCUACUCAGCGGUGAUCGCCGUUGAAGAGGCUGCGUGCGGGAGAGAGCCGCUGAAAACCCUCAAGCUCCACGGCCUAGACGGCGACAUCAUCGGGGAUGUGACUAAGGAUUUUCACAUGCAGAAGAAGAAGCCUCCUUCACAGCGGGAAGCUCCUAUUCAGAGGGAGGGCAUAUUGGACCGGCUCAACGCCCGCUUCUGCGCAGGCGGCUCCUACAGUUGCAUGGUGCACUUCUGCUUGUACAACUAUUGUAGGCAGGGAGAUCGCAUUGCUCAAGGCAACCAGUGCCGAAGCGAUUUCCAAAUCAUGCCCAGAGGCGCCCAACCUCCGCUGAAUUGA